AUGUCGGACAAGAUGGCGGCGGCCGCGGCCUCCCCUCAGCCGCAGCCCGGGCCCGGCCCGCCGGCGGCGGAGGAGGAGGGCGGCGGCCCGCGGGGCGGCGGGGCGGACGGGGAGGCGGAGGCGGAGGAGUUCGGGUGCCCGGCGCACUGCUCCGACCUGGCCUGGCGGCAGAACGAGCAGCGCCGGCACGGCCUGUACUGCGACAUCACCCUGGCGUUCGGCGGCGGGCGGCCCGGCGCGGCCCGUGAGUUCCAUGAGUUCCGCGCGCACCGCUCCGUGCUGGCGGCCGCCACCGAAUACUUCGCGCCGCUGCUCUCGGGCGGCUUCGCCGAGUCGCGUUCGGGCCGCGUGGAGCUGCAGAAGUGGAGCUCGGAGGGCGGCCCCGACCCCGACACGGUGGAGGCCGUCAUCGGCUUCAUGUACACCGGCGCCAUCCGCGUCGGCCCUGGCAACGUGCACGAGGUGCUGGAGAUGGCCGACAGGUUCCUGCUGACCCGGCUGAAGGAGUUCUGCGGGGAGUUCCUCAAGAAGAAGCUGAACCUCUCCAACUGCGUGGCAGUGCACAGCCUGGCGCACAUGUACUCGCUGAGCCAGCUGGCGCUGCGGGCGCAGGACAUGAUCCGCAGGAACUUCCACAGAGUCAUCCAGGAUGAGGAGUUCUACACGCUGCCCUUCCACCUCAUCAGGGACUGGCUGUCCGACUCGGAGAUCACGGUGGACUCCGAAGAAGUCCUCUUCGAGACCGUCUUGAAGUGGGUUCAGAGGAAUCCCGAGGAAAGGGAGAGGUACUUCGAGGAACUCUUCAAGCUGCUGAGGCUGUCUCAGAUGAAGCCCACGUACCUCACGCGCCACGUCAAAUCCGAGAGGCUGGUGUCCAGCAACGAGGCCUGCGUCAGGCUGGUGUCAGACGCCGUGGAGAGUCACGCGCUGAGGUCUGAGAACUUGCAGUCUGGUAACCUGCAGCAUUCCGCCUGUCCUGCCGCGUUGCUGCCGCGUUUCGGACAAAACAUGGACGUCAUUAUGGUGAUCGGUGGUGUGUCGGAGGGAGGAGAUUACCUGAGUGAGUGCGUGGGGUAUUUCAUCGAUGAAGAUAGGUGGGUAAACUUGCCGCACAUCCAUAACCAUCUCGAUGGGCAUGCUGUUGCUGUGACAGAGUCUUAUGUUUAUGUGGCUGGCUCCAUGGAACCGGGAUUUGCCAAGACUGUAGAAAGGUAUAAUCCAAACAGAAAUAUCUGGGAGCAAGUCUCAAAUUUAAUAACCAGAAAGCACUCAUUUGGCCUUACUGAAGUUAAAGGAAACUUGUACAGUAUCGGUGGACAUGGCAAUUUCAGUCCUGGCUUUAAAGAUGUAGCUGUUUAUAAUCCCGAGCAAGACAAAUGGCAUAACCUGGAGUCAGCACCAAAGAUCCUUCGUGACGUCAAAGCUGUUUCUGUAGAAGACCGGUUUGUUUAUGUUGCUGCUCGUACCCCGGUUGACAGUGAUAGUGAAGAUGGAUUGAGGGCAGUUAUUAUCAGAUACGAUGCUGAAACAAGGCAGUGGCAGGACGUAGAGUCUCUGCCGCUCAUUGAUAAUUACUGCUCUUUUCAGAUGUCAGUUGCAAACACAAACUUUUACCAUACAGCAUCCUGCUGCCCCAAGAGUUACCCUAUAGAUAACGAGGAAGCCAAGGUAAAGAUCUCUGGCAGGGCCUCAGAUGAGAUACUUGAAAGUUUACCCCCGGAGGUCCUUAGCAUUGAAGGGGCAGCUAUUUGUUAUUAUAAAGAUGAUGUUUUCAUCAUUGGGGGGUGGAAGAACAGUGAUGAUAUUGACAAGCAGUACAGGAAGGAGGCCUAUCGCUACUGCGCUGAGAGGAAGCGCUGGAUGCUUCUGCCUCCCAUGCCUCAGCCUCGCUGUAGGGCAACAGCCUGCCACGUCAGAAUCCCCUUCAGGUGCCUGCAGGGCACGCAGAGAUACCCGAUGCCGCAGAACCUCAUGUGGCAGAAAGACAGAAUCAGACAGAUGCAGGAAAGGCAGAUGCAGGAAAUACACCGACACUCCCUGAGCUUGCGAAGAAUGCCACGCUCACAGAUUGAGUGCUGACUUCUGGGUUGCCAACUCUUGAGAAGGUAGUUCAGGAAAUACUGUGCUAAACCAUUUUGCGAGGCAUUUUAUGCCUUUAUAAGACAUCAGGGCGUUGAGUAGGUUUGACAUCUAAAAGUGGCAUCUUUUAUAUACUGAAAGUUACAAAGGUCAGAAAUUGAAGAUGAAUGGGAAUUGAGAAACUGAAUCCAACAAUACUACUUAACAGUGCCCAGGAAAAAGCUGCUUUCCUGUACCAGACUGUGACACAGAUCUUUGUUUUCAAGGAUUUCUGUGGAGUUGGUCUCCUACAGUUCUAUUUUGAAAAUCAAAGAUCUCUCUCUAAUAAUUUAGUGGUUACAUUCGUGUGUGCUGAAAGCACCUGCUUUAUUUGCACUCAGUAUGUUGACAUUCCUUUGAUUCUCCUCAGUGACUAAACUACACUUGUAAUCAAUGUUAGUGUACUUGGCUUUCUCAAGUCGGAGGCGAGUGCAGUAGUUAAUAACUACAUGUGGAAAUGAAAGCACAAUCUCUCUUUGUGGAGUUACUUCAGGAUGUUUCUAUGUGUAAUGAAUAUUGUGUGUCUGUACGUUGUAGAGAGGCUGUGUGUUCAUUUGUGAAUGGUUGAUGAGCAGAACGUCAGACACUUGCUAGAAGAGAACUCGAGGCAGUGAUCUUUUUCAGGCGUAUCUGGGGAGGCUUUGAGUUUCCUUAGGAGCUUCAAAGGAGAGAGCCAGCAGAGCAGUCAUGGACCAAAGUCAGUCCCUUCUGUCUGUGUGGAUUAGUAAGAAUGCCAUUAUCCCACAGGAGCGGAUUGAAACUUGAGCUACUUGUCAGUGCUUUCUCAAAUGCUGAACGCAUUUAAUUGUAGUGAAGGAGUGUUUGGAAGAACCCCCACACGCCUGUUUGCAGCCUGUCUUUGACAAUCAGCACCUCUGGCCUUCAGUGUCUUUCCCACGGGACUCUCAGUAGCUGUGCUGCAGUGCUCCUCAACAAACCAGUGCUCGGUGUUCUCAGGGGGGCACUGCUGAGGAUGGCAUGCAGACUCCGAGAUGCAGCUGGAGAUUGUACAGUCUCUAAAUAUUUUUAGAGGCUAACAUUUCUGUUGAUUACAGGUGCUGUGCUGUGGUUUUCCAUCAGUCAGUGCCCCGCUUGGCUCUGGUUUGUAAGUGCUGCACCCCUGGGAAACAGAAGGUCGAAUCGUUCCUUUGGAGAAUCAUCUGUCCUGCCGAGCGCCUCCCUGAUCUGAGGAGCUCCAGGACAGCUGUUACUACUGGUUCAGUGCAUCCCUCCUACCUCCUUUUCUUCCUCGUCCUUCCCUUUGUUUCAGUGUUCCAGGUUUUCACGUGUGACCCAACUCAGGAUAUUAGGGAAGGGAAGGGAAUGGAAGGGAAGGGAGGUGCCAGCAGGGCGCUGCAAAGUUUGAGUUGACAAACAGUGGAGGAGCUGUGUGCAGUCUGUGGUUCCUGUGAUAAUUCUCUGGGGCUUUUGACGCGGGCAACUCCUUCGAAAAAGGUCUGAACAUUUUUUUGUUUUGUUGUGCUUCUGUUUUUUGUUGUUUAGCUUUCUGAACUGAUCCUUCUCAUUUUCCAAUUCAGCAGGCAACCUAGAUCAUAUCUGAGACCCUGGGUAAGGGUAAGUCUUUCAGUCGCAUAACGUGUAAAGGUUUCUGUGGUCUGUAAUAUCCUUGAUGCUCCUCUUAGUUCACCUGCCACUCUGACAUCAGCAGUCCUUUUGUAAGGGAGAAAAACCCAGCCUCGUAAAAAUUAUCUUGAAAACCUUAACAGUUCGUUUCAAAUUACUUCUCAGUAGAAACCAUCCUGUAUUUGAUUUGCCUGCUACGUUGCUGUGCAGUGGCAGAUUAAAUUGUACAGGGCUGGUUUAGUGCAAGAGAGGAAAUGGUUAAACUUAUUGAGCUUUAAGGCUGAUGUUCAGUAACGACCAUUGCCAAAUCAGCUCCUGCAGGCCCUUGAGGAAGGGCUGCAUCCAUGGAGUUUGGCCCAUGAGCUCUGGCUGCUUUGGCUGGAGUAGGUUAAGAAUUACUGCCCCCAUAGGAGGGUUUGUGAGCAGACUGUGUGCAAAUGCCUCACAGCUUCAAUGCUGGAAUUACGGUUUAAUUGCAGCGGGAGCUGAAUUUAAGGCACUUUGCACAGAAGCAGUGAGAACAGUUUAUGUGUUCCCUCCCUGCUGACUUCACUGCAGGGAGAUGAUGAGUAAAGGACACGACCUUGUCAGCCCACCGCAGCUCCAUUGGAGCCCUUAGGCACUCUGACAACAAAUCUGGGACAAUUUAUGGGAGAAAGCACUGAAAUUGUGGUUCGGUUGGAAUAUAAACAGCGCGGUGCAGCGUGCAGCUAAGUUGGGCGCAGGAAGAAAUUUCUGGCGGUCUUUUUCUAAGUGAAACCAAUACCUGCACUCAGCAGGACCUCAAUCUGACAUACGAGCUAUCUUGUUUCCUAAAGACAUUCCACCGAAAGGCAUCAGAACAACUUAAUAACCUGUGAAUGCCAGCCAUGGUUCUGUAUGUGAUGCACUGUAUUUCUGUGUUCUGUUUGCAUGGGGAGUGAUGGCACUGCGACAGCACUGGUUUGCUUUAACCUGUGCAAGGCCAACGCUAUGGAAUUGUUCAGUGGUUGGAUUUUUAUAGCCUUGACCAGCUGCAUUACACAGUUUGUAACUGACGAGUCCCACUGUCUGCUGCCUCACCUGUAGGUGUUGAGAAGAAUUGAAUCUGGCUGUAAUUUUGCUCACUAACCUGUGACUCGUGUAACAGAUGCAUUCUGGCCCUCAGUGCUGUAGCUUGCUGAGUGCUUGUUUUAAAGUAAUCCUAUAAGCAACAGCUUGGGAAUCCUUCCAUGUGUAGUGGGUAGUUAAUGUCAGUAAGAUUCUAGUGUGUGUGAAGCACUACAAGGCUGAUUUCUGUCCUUGCAAAGGAACAUCAGGUGGUGUUUUUCCUCCCUAAGACAAUCAUAGCUGUAUUGGACACAUGCCACACAAUGCAUGUUGCACAUCUGUCUGCUCCAGCUGUCAGUGAGGUAGGACACGUGCUGCCUGGCACUGCGUGCUCCCUGCAGUCAUUCCUAGGUAGGUGCCAUAGAUGUACAUAUGUUUUAUAAGGACUUGGAUAUUCUGUUACUAUGCUAGUUUUGUAUAUAUAUUUUAAUAAGAUUUCCUCACACAGUAGGGUUACUCCAGAAAUAGAGAAAACAUGCCAAUUUUCCAGCAUGCUUUAUAAAAAACUGUCCUAGGUUGGUCACUAUUAACAAAGUGGGUCACAAAGAGUAGCAGCUUCUUAGGUUAUUUCUAUCACAGCGUUUAAUCCCACGUUGCAGCACUCACUGAGCUCAAACUGUUGGAUGGCUUGGAUCUAUUUUCAGCUGUGCCCAAAUUAUUUGAGAAUAUAAGUGGUAUCUCUGAUCUGACAGUCUUAAGUGGAAGUCUGAUAGAACAGGUGCUUCUGAGGAUCCAAUCCUAUUACUAACAUGAAUGUAAAGUGUGGGGCUAAUUCGAUGUUUGAAGGCCAUUAAUAGUAAGAUACUCCUCAUAGGUCCGUGUCACUGUGGAUCAAGGCAGCUGUACUCAGUGUUCAUGUAGACUUCAAGAGAAUGCUUGGGCAAGCAGCACUCCUGUACUUAACUUCCAGUAAGGUAAAGUAGUGUCUGUGUAGGCUGUUGGAAACACUCCCGCUGUGAUGUUCCUCACAUACAAUGCACUGUACUAGAGUUUAUUGUAAGAAGUGAGCUAACAAAAAUAAACCUUUUAUUUCUCUAGCA
Molecule: messenger RNA, 5831 nt
Organism: Lagopus muta (rock ptarmigan)
Lineage: Eukaryota; Metazoa; Chordata; Aves; Galliformes; Phasianidae
Gene: KLHL11
Product: kelch like family member 11
Exons: 2
Coding region: 1-2079 (692 amino acids)
Molecular function (GO): protein binding
Source: RefSeq, a predicted model, not a curated record